This is a messenger RNA of Maniola jurtina (meadow brown), 1348 nucleotides long. RefSeq names its product jupiter microtubule associated homolog 1-like. The coding region runs from base 37 to 519 and encodes 160 amino acids. The record is from RefSeq and is a predicted model, not a curated record. The transcript is spliced from 3 exons. Lineage: Eukaryota; Metazoa; Arthropoda; Insecta; Lepidoptera; Nymphalidae.
GUCAUUUCAUUCCUAACGUUUCCUCCAUCAUUCAACAUGCAGUCAAAAGCAUUCUCACAAAAAGAAGAAAACGAAUCGGAAUUGGAGAUUAACCGUAACAGAAUGACUUCCACAUCUUUCAACGUUGGUAUCGGCGAUGGGUCUCGCCUGUCGAGCAGGGUGCUGCGCCCCCCGGGCGGCGGACACACUGACAUCUUUGGUGGUGAGCCGGAGCCCCCGCGUACUGGCGGGCGUCGCCCCGCAAAUGCUUGUAUUGCUACCACAGCUCAAGGUCAAGGGGACGAGCCGGCGAAGCCAACGAACGGCGCAGACGCUCCGAGCCAAAACGGCCAGGCCAGUGACCCUCAGCCUAGCCCUGUGACCCCUGAAGUGACCCCUUCAGCCCCUCCUGCCCCUGUAGAAGCUAAAGAGGCAAAACCUGAUAACCCCAAGGCUGUAACCCCUACGGAAUCCUUCAAGCCUGACGCCCCCAAACGCGUCCGCGUACCCCCAGGUGGCUUUUCUUCCGGACUCUGGUAAGAUGGCAGUAUCAAAUAUUCUUCGGGACCAGACUAUCUGUUGGCGUCUUGUAUGUUUUCGUUUGGUGCUCGGUACAUUAAUAUGUUUACAUUUAUAGUUAUUAUUGACACAUAUAGUUGUUCUAAGUUCUUAUGUUGUGUAGGUACUUUAAUGUAACAUGGUACAUAAUGUGUUUUGAGUAAAAUUAAAUCUUAAAUUAGAAUGGUUUUAUGCACACACUGCAAAUUCUGGAUGGGAUGGGUUUUCGUAUUGCGUUUUUGGAUGAAAAUUAAUAUCAGGGAAAAAUAAAUAUGUAAGAUAUUCGCGUGAAGUGUUAUGGCUCCAGUACACAUUGUACCCAUAAGAUCGGUGAGUUUCGGAAAACAUUGUUAUCCCAUAAUAAAUAUUGUCAAACUCAUAUAAACCUAGCAAACUUUGUGUAACUGUUAUUACCUAAUAACAUUUACAUUGGAAGUAAGUAGUUUCAAGUGAAAAUAUAAUCCUCUGCAUUUAUUUCGGACACUUUUCGCAACAAGCCCAAAUCCUGUUGUUUUUUAUUUCAAUCCAGUCAAAGUUUGACCACACUGCCCCUAUUUCGAGUUCAAUCAAAAACUGAUCAAAAGUCAUAAAAGUCUGCCAGCAUAUAUGUAGGCUAAGUGACACGUUUUCGCCGAGUUCGUUGGGCCAAUGUAUACUGGACACUUUACAGUGUGUGCUCCAACAUUGAGUAGUUAUUUCUUUACGUGUUAUCAGAUCAAGUUUUGUUUUAAUGUUUCUGAAUAUGGAAAUUGUUUCGAUGAGUCCCAGACAUGCAUUUAUUGUAUGAAGUUUUAGAAUAAUGUUUGUAGGG